Molecule: messenger RNA, 4331 nt
Organism: Pangasianodon hypophthalmus (striped catfish)
Lineage: Eukaryota; Metazoa; Chordata; Actinopteri; Siluriformes; Pangasiidae
Gene: pik3c3
Product: phosphatidylinositol 3-kinase, catalytic subunit type 3
Exons: 26
Coding region: 420-3080 (886 amino acids)
Biological process (GO): endocytosis; phosphatidylinositol-mediated signaling; autophagosome assembly
Cellular component (GO): phosphatidylinositol 3-kinase complex, class III, type I; phagophore assembly site; membrane
Molecular function (GO): 1-phosphatidylinositol-3-kinase activity
Source: RefSeq, a predicted model, not a curated record
UCUGUAGACAAAAGAAGUGGUUUCCGAUCAGCCCGAUUGUAUGUUUUAAACGCCACUCCGAUGGAGCGAUUGGUAUCGAUUGCUUUUGCCUGAUAUAUGAUUUUUGUUGUGUUUUCUUCGGAAAACGCACUAUGGAUAUACACAUAUUGACUCAGACUUUGUCCCUGCAGUGAUUAGUUGUUACCAAAGCUGUUGCCACACUGAUGUUUUUAUAAACAGUGAUUUUGUGCAGUGUGGGACUUUAUAGAAAUAAACCCAGCAGUCAUUCUGCUGAGCUGGAAGCCACCCUCAGUGCAGUGCAGUACAGAGGGCUUUCUCUGGCAGGCCUGCUGCUCUGACACCUCUCAACUCUUCAUUUACAUUCUUUAUAGUAUUGUUUGUGUUUGUAUUUUUUUAAAUCGUUGUAGAAGUGGCUGGAGAUGGAUACGGACAAGUUUAACUAUGUUUACAGUUGUGACCUGGACAUAAAUGUCCAACUGAAAAUAGGUAGUUUGGAAGGCAAGCGGGAGCAGAAAAGCUACAAGGCUCUGCUUGAAGACCCGAUGCUGCGAUUCUCUGGCCUUUACCAGGAGAACUGCUCAGACCUGUAUGUUACCUGCCAGGUGUUUGCAGAGGGGAAGCCACUAGCGCUGCCUGUUCGUACGUCCUAUAAAGCCUUCAGUACCCGCUGGAACUGGAACGAGUGGUUGAGAUUGCCAGUAAAGUAUCCUGACCUGCCACAAAAUGCUCAGGUAGCUCUGACUGUGUGGGACGUUUAUGGGCCAGGACGUGCCACUCCUGUAGGGGGCACCACAGUCACCCUUUUUGGGAAAUACGGAAUGUUCCGGCAGGGCAUGCAUGAUCUGAAGGUGUGGCCGGGGGUGGAGGGUGAUGGUGGGGAGUCCACAUCGACACCGGGCAGGACCAGCAGCACUCUGUCUGAGGAUCAGAUGGGCAGGCUGGCUAAGGGUCCUGACCUGGAGCUACUUAGUGAUUUGACGAAGGCUCAUCGUCAGGGGCACAUGGUGAAGGUGGACUGGCUGGACCGGUUGACCUUCAGAGAGAUUGAGAUGAUCAAUGAGAGUGAGAAACGUAGUUCCAACUUCAUGUACCUUAUGGUGGAAUUCCCUCGAGUCAAGAGUGGAGACAGAGAAUACAGCAUAGUUUACUAUGAAAAGGAUGGAGAUGAAGCGUCCACUCUACUGACCAGUUCAGACAUAGUUAAAGUCCCUGAUCCUCAAAUGUGCAUGGAGAAUCUGGUGGAGAGCAAACACCACAAAUUGGCUCGGAGUCUGCGGAGUGGACCAUCUGACCAUGACCUGAAGCCCAAUGCUGCCACCAGAGACCAGCUCAACAUCAUCGUCAGUUAUCCUCCCACCAAGCAGCUGACCUCUGAGGAGCAGGACCUGGUGUGGAAGUUCAGAUAUUACCUCACCACUCAGGAGAAGGCCCUGACUAAGUUCCUGAAGUGUGUGAACUGGGCGUUGCCACAGGAGGCAAAGCAGGCACUGGAGCUGCUGGGGAAGUGGAGACCCAUGGAUGUGGAGGACUCACUAGAGCUGCUCUCGUCUCAAUUCACCAACCCCACAGUCAGACGCUAUGCUGUGGCCCGUCUGCAGCAGGCUGAUGACGAGGAUUUGUUGAUGUACUUGCUGCAGCUGGUUCAGGCUCUGAAGUAUGAGAAUUUCAAUGAUAUCCAGGGUGGUCUGGAUCCUGGCAGUAAGCGGGACAGCCAGGGCCUGUGCGAGAGCACCACACUGGGUGAUUUGGACAGCUCCCAGAUAACCUCGGCUGCUAUAGCAACCACCAGCACACAGAAAGGCAAAGACGGGGCAGAUGGAGAAAAUCUGGAGCAAGACCUGUGUACUUUCCUCAUAUCGCGUGCCUGCAAGAACUCGACACUAGCCAACUACUUGUACUGGUAUGUAAUAGUGGAGUGUGAGGACCAGGACACACAGCAGAGAGACCCAAAGACUCACGACAUGUAUCUGAAUGUAAUGAGGCGAUUCAGCCAAGCUCUGCUCAAGGGUGAUAAGAAUGUGAGAGUGAUGCGCUCUCUGCUCGCAGCACAGCAGACAUUUGUAGACAGACUCGUGCAGCUUAUGAAGGCUGUUCAGAGAGAGAGCGGCAAUCGCAAGAAAAAGACGGAGAGGCUGCAGGCUCUGUUGGCUGAUAAUGAGAAGGUGAGUCUGUGUGAGAUCGAUCCCAUCCCUCUCCCUCUGGAGCCCCAGGUGCGCAUCAGAGGCAUUGUACCAGACACUGCCACGCUAUUCAAGAGUGCUCUGAUGCCAGCUAAGCUGAUCUUUAAGACUGAAGAUAACGAGCUUUAUCCUGUGAUCUUUAAACAUGGUGAUGACCUGCGACAAGAUCAACUCAUCCUACAGAUCAUCUCACUGAUGGACAAGCUGCUAAGGAAAGAAAAUUUGGACCUAAAGCUGAUGCCAUAUAAAGUGCUGGCCACCAGCACCAAACAUGGUUUUAUGCAGUUUGUACAAUCAGUUCCUGUGGCAGAAGUUCUGGCAACUGAAGGCAAUAUUCAGAGUUUCUUUAGGAAACAUGCCCCUAGUGAAAAAGGACCUUACGGCAUCAGCUCUGAGGUGAUGGACACCUACGUGAAGAGCUGUGCUGGCUACUGCGUCAUCACCUAUAUCCUCGGAGUUGGGGACAGACACCUGGACAACCUGCUUCUCACCAAGACUGGAAAGUUGUUCCAUAUUGAUUUUGGCUACAUUCUGGGGCGGGACCCCAAACCACUGCCUCCUCCGAUGAAGCUGAGCAAGGAGAUGGUAGAGGGCAUGGGGGGCAUGCAGAGUGAACAGUACCAGGAGCUUAGGAAACAUUGUUACACAGCCUUCCUGCACUUGCGCAGAUAUUCAAACCUCAUUUUAAACCUGUUCUCCCUCAUGGUGGAUGCCAAUAUUCCUGACAUCGCACUUGAACCUGAUAAAACAGUUAAAAAGGUGCAGGAUAAGUUCAGAUUGGACCUGUCAGAUGAGGAGGCGGUGCACUACAUGCAGAGUCUUAUAGAUGAGAGUGUGGGAGCUCUGUUUGCCGCCGUGGUGGAACAAAUACACAAAUUUGCCCAGUACUGGCGAAGGUGAGGAGACACAUUGGUGCCUGAAACGUGUAGCUGGACAGACCCUGCCACAGUAAUUAAAGCAAGAUAGAACAAAUGAAAGUGGAGGAGAGGCAAGACAGAGGGGUGCCAAGAGUGUGUGUGCGGCGUCAUCUUGAGAUACUUAUAUAAGGAAAUAACUCACAAUUGGGUGUGCUGCUAUAGGAAAAUAAUCAGCGACAGAGUGAUGAGAAGCUGAGUUAGUAUCCCCCCCUUCCCGAAGUUGAUUAUUUUCCUAUAACAGCAUGUUCCAAAGUAUUUUAGUCCUCUUAUACCACAGCAAUUUGCCAGUGAUGUUUAAUAAACAUUUGUAGUUAAUGUUGUUGUACAUCUAUGAAACAAGUUAGUUCCUGUUAUUACUUACAUUAUAGCAGCUAUAAGCAGUCGUUCCCUAACCAGUCUCUCUUUUUCUCUCUCCUCUAAAGAAACAAUAAUGCAUCAGAACAAGCGCAUUCAUAUAAAUCUGUGAUUUCAUAUACGGAUGGAACUACUAUCAGAGCUGCUGUUAGAAAAUUUAACAACACUGUGGUAUAACUGCAGUUCAUUUAAUGCAAAUGGAAGGAUAGUAAGUUUAUAGCUAAGUUAUAUAUGCUUGUUAUAUAUGAUUGUUAUAUAUGAUUGUUCUGUACAAUGAACUAAAACAGUGAACAUUUAAUAUAAAAUGAUUUGAGUGACAUGUCUACAGUUUAUGAAUAAGAACCAUCAAAUAUUUCACAAAAUUGGUAGAGCUGUUGCUGCACUUAAAAAAAAUGCUUUAUUAUAAUAAAGAUAUGGACCUCAUAUAAGCUACAGAGCAGUUUCUGAUCAGCUUAUCCUCUUAGUCUCUUCGUCCUCUGCAACAUGUUUGAAUCAGACGCUGUAUGUGUCUUUGAGCUGGCACUGAAUCACAGUGAGUCAGUCUACUGGCAGAAAGAAUAUUCAGAAGCAUGUACAUAUUGUUAAAGGUGAAAAAUAUAUAUUUUUUAAAAAUUAUAUAAAAUAAUGAACAUCCAACUGUUCAUGAUUUUGCUCACACCUGUAUCAGAUAUUUGGCAUUCUUGAUUUUAUUAAUGUUUAAUAUUUUAUAUAUUUCUUAUUUAACAUUAUAUUAUUAUAUUAUUCAGAGGGUUUUCUCACUCAUGUUCACCCUUUUUGCCAUCAGUCUCUAGCUCUUACUCGCUUGCUCUUGUUUUUCAGCAUGUGUGUUUCAGGGUUGUGGGUUGUGGCUUUAUUAAAGCAGCACAUAUUUUUCCUGUCA